Molecule: messenger RNA, 1383 nt
Organism: Ascochyta rabiei
Lineage: Eukaryota; Fungi; Ascomycota; Dothideomycetes; Pleosporales; Didymellaceae
Exons: 3
Coding region: 1-1383 (460 amino acids)
Source: RefSeq, a predicted model, not a curated record
AUGGCCAUGGCAAAACACCCGUACGAUGAUCCUGAUCCGGUACCCAUAUACCUCCUUCUCAUUCUGGCCAUCUUACUCUGUGCAUAUUUCGGCUGGGUGGGCUCAGUUGCUGUACGCCUCUACUUCUACAAAGGCGCUCUUGGGCCAGAGCCAGAAAGGUUCGUCAUCCUUCCAGUAUAUCUGCGCGAUCGCAGUCCACAGCGCGGCCACCACCGGCGUGUGACCGCCUUUCCCAUCCCCACGACCCCCAAAAGCCCAGCACGAGAGCUUGCGCGGCUCUCGAGAGUGCCUCGUAUAGAUUCUGCGGAUGUAGAUGCGAACGAGCUGCCUGAUUCCGAAAUUCACGCCUUCUUUGCAGAACAACAACGCAUCUCGCGACUCCCGGCUUUCGUACAGGAUGACUGCGGUGACGGAUCUGAUUUCCCCAACAUCCCGUUCGCGGUCAGGCCUGUAGAUGGGAAUCAAAACACACUGGCGCCGUUGGGUAUCUCUAGGAGACCCUCGACGAGCUACAAGGCGCUGGGCCUGGAGAAGCUCGAGCAAAACGAGUGGCUUGCUGUCGAUGACACAUACAAGGACCUCCAUGCAGCACGCGACUACCUCCUCGCUAAGAAGAAUGCGGAGUGCAUACAAGUGAAGCACGAUGGCGAGGCGGCGUGUGAAGAGCUGCUAGAAGAUGUGGUGAAGUUCCUCGUCUCAAAGUACCCCGACGACUUCAGCAUCCAGACGAUAAAUCGACGAAGGCACAUCCGGAACGAGAUCACCAGGGAAGAAUGGUCGCUCGUCCGUCCGUUCGACUGCCACCCACUAGAAGUGUGCGCGAGGCUGGCUGCGGAGGACUUCAACAUUCUGCUCAAGGGCGAGUUCACGCAACAGCACUAUCUCGCAACCCUCUUCCCAGCUGGCUGGCACAUGCGCAGCCUAAUCGGCAAACCACUCUCACACAUGCAAGAGCAGGACCUACACCAAUGGAACGACAUCCCUUCCAUCCUCGCCCACAUCACCAGCACCAGCACCAGCACCAGCACCCCGCUAUCCCGCACCACACUCUACAUCCAAACCCACCCCGACACGCGGCCCCUCUCACACACCCUCUUCACCCAAGCGCCCCAAGAUCUGUUCCCCGGAAACCUCUCCACGCUGCUACCCCAGCACAUCCUCGUGCGGCGCGAGCAGCACAUCUUCCGCCGCCUGCGCUCGGGAGCGGUGGUUUUCUCAACCCGCACCCGCGUGCAGAAAUUGACGGAUUUGAACGUCGUGGAGCGCCGGGCGUUGGUGAAAGAGGUGCGUGGUUGGGAGGGUGAGAUUGCGGUCAGGAAGGGGGUUGAGCUGUGGCAGCGGAUCGUGCUGGGGUGGUGUGAGGGGAAGAAAGCGGGUAUUUAG